This is a messenger RNA of Daktulosphaira vitifoliae (grape phylloxera), 1067 nucleotides long. RefSeq lists its product as uncharacterized. The coding region runs from base 1 to 858 and encodes 285 amino acids. Lineage: Eukaryota; Metazoa; Arthropoda; Insecta; Hemiptera; Phylloxeridae. The record is from RefSeq and is a predicted model, not a curated record. The transcript has 8 exons.
AUGUGCAUAAUAUUUGGUUCCCAUGCAAACGAACUUACUGCAAAGUUAAAUGAAGAUGUCGAAAAUUUAAACGCCACGGUUGAUUAUCAUGAUGAUGAAAAACAAAAUAAGACUCUCAAUGAAGAAUGCAAUAAUUGUGACGAUAUUGAAGGAAUUCCAAAAAAAGCUGAAGAUAACAUAAAUUAUGUUGAAAACUCAGUUUCGUAUGUCGAUAUCUCUUACGACCGUCCAAAUUGUUCAUCAAUACCUGACUGGUAUGAAACUGACCAAGGACCAUCGAAUGACAGUGACUUAGAAUUUGUUGCAAACAUUCCAUUUCCAAAUUUAUCAUCUGAAAAUAGGAAUAAAAUUUUCUUUGGAAGUACAUUCAGGGACCAAAGUAAUGAUGAAUCAUUGGAAUCGUAUUCACGAACAAACCGAUGUUUAUUUCACAAUUAUAGCUCUUUAAUUGAAUUAGCACCGUUAUUAUCUAAUAAUCAGUAUACAGACGAUAAUGCUUAUGUUGAUUUUGAAAAUAUGAAUUAUGUAUCAUCAACAUCAUUGUGUUCUACAGAAAGUGUAGCUAACACAAAUAGCAUUCCAAAAACUGUAGAUAUCCAUAGUCCUGAAAAUACUACUAAUAAAAGAUAUUUAUCAAUGUUUAUGGCACCGAGCAUUAAUAAUGAUAUAACGAUUAAUUAUUACAAUGAAGAACUUAACUAUGACAGUGAUGAAAGUUCACAAUUUAGCAUUGAUAUUUCUUAUAAUUAUUCAGAUGAGUCAUCAAUACCAGAUUGGUAUAAAACUGAACAAUUUAAUCCGUUAAAUAUGGACGAUGAUUUUAUUGUAAAUAUUCCAUUUCCAAAACGACAAUUUUAAAAACAAACUAUGGAAUAUACUUAAAAUGAGUCUAUAACCUAUAAUUUUUAAUCAAAAAUAUCAUAUGAACAAUGACUUCUCAUGUGGCUAUUUCGUUUACAUGAAAGAUAACAUUAUUCCUGCAACAAAUUUAAUCAAUUACUUUGAAUAAAAGGUGAAAAAACAAUUUUGUCAAGUGGAAUAUUAUCGAAUAAAUUCUUAUAUGUUUU